Molecule: messenger RNA, 3705 nt
Organism: Daucus carota subsp. sativus
Lineage: Eukaryota; Viridiplantae; Streptophyta; Magnoliopsida; Apiales; Apiaceae
Product: G patch domain-containing protein TGH
Exons: 16
Coding region: 148-3144 (998 amino acids)
Biological process (GO): mRNA processing
Cellular component (GO): nucleus
Molecular function (GO): RNA binding
Source: RefSeq, a predicted model, not a curated record
AGAGCCGAUUUGCGCUUUUCAUAACACUGAAAAAUUCUAAAUGAACAGGCCGGGUUAGCACACUGGUUCUCCAUAUGCACACAUUUUUUCUUGCUGAAACCCCGAAACAGAGGUGUAGUGUAAAUUGUAUCGUCAUCACAGAUCAAAAUGGAUGUAGACGAAGAUGAUUUCGUCUUCUACGGCACGCCAAUCGAGAGAGAAGAUGAUACCUCCACCACUCGCAAGAAAAAAGCCGUCGCCGAAGCUUCUGGUCACUUACGAACCCUAGUUCCUUGGAAACAAGAGGUUCGAGAUGAAGAAGGUCGGAGAAGAUUUCACGGUGCUUUUAGUGGUGGAUUUUCAGCUGGUUAUUAUAAUACAGUUGGAUCGAAAGAAGGAUGGACUCCACAAACAUUUACGUCAUCGAGGAAGAAUAGAGCGGAAAUCAAAAAGCAAAGUAUUCUCAACUUCUUGGAUGAAGACGAGAAGGCUGAUUUAGAUGGUGAUUCCUUGGGAACAUCUAGUCAGUUUGAUACGUUUGGUUCCACAGCCGCUGAACUUGCUCGUAAACAAGCAGAGAAGGAACAACAACAAAGACCAUCAGCUAUACCUGGACCUGCACCUGAUGAAAUAGUGCUUCCAGCCUCAGAUUCUAUUGGUGUAAGCCUACUGCUAAAAAUGGGAUGGAGGCGGGGUCGCUCCAUUAAGGAUUCACGCCCUGGUUCACUGUAUGAUGUUCGACGGGAAGCUAGAAAAGCUUUUAUGGCUUUAUCGUCUGAAGAUGUUCAAGCACCAAUUUCUGGAUCAGAGCUUGUAAAAGGUGACCCUGAAAUGGUGUCAGAGCUACCUACCAGUUCUGACGAUCAGCUUUUUGAUAAAACGCCUGUUUAUGUGCUCAAACCGAAGCAGGAUAUGCAUGGUUUAGGUUUUGAUCCUUUUAAAGAUGCUCCUGAAUUUAGGGAGAGAAAGCGAUCACGCAUGUCCGAAAUCAAGGAAGCUGGACAAGGGAAAUCUUUCUCUACAAAAAACAGUCUUUUUGGCUUCAAAUCAGAAAGAAUUGCUCCUGGCUUCGGUAUUGGAGCACUUGAAGAGCUUGAUGCUGAAGAUGAAGAUGUAUAUGCAUCAGGUUAUGACUUUGGAAAUUCCUAUGUUCAAGAGAUUGGAGAUGCCACCAGGCUAUCCCUCGAAGAUAACAAAAAAAAGGGUAAAAAGGAACAUGGUGUUCUACAUGGUUUCAAAGUUGCAUCUGUCACUGAUUACCAGACGGAAAGAUUCAAUCCCCCAGUGAUUCCCAAAGAUUUUGUACCCAUUCAUGUUUUCUCUGCCCCACUUGAGGAUACCUACAAGCUUGCUGAUUCACCUCCCCCAGAAGUGUCUCCUCCAGGAGAUAAGGAUUUGAAAGUAUUGAUUGAAGGAGUUGCAACAUUGGUUGCUCGUUGCGGAAAAUUAUUUGAGGAUCUUUCCAGAGAGAAGAACCAAUCUAAUCCCUUGUUUUCUUUUCUUAAUGGAGGAGAUGGCCAUCAAUACUAUUUGAGGAAACUCUGGGAGGAGAACCAGAAGCGCAAUGAUCACAGUAAACAGCCGUUUGCUGGGAAGUUGUAUCCGACUGAGCAGAAGAUGACUGCAGAGAGCCGAGGGAAGAUUUUAGGAGAGAAGCCCCUGGAAAAAAGCUCUAGUAACAUAAGCUCACCUGCCAGUUCUGUUGCGACAGUUAAUCUCCAAGUCAAUCUUUCUGAUACAUUCACUAAACCUGUUUCAUUUGCUGAACCCCAAGAAGUUGCGAAACCUUUCCGUGAUGAUCCUCCGAAGCAGACGAGAUUUGAGCAGUAUCUGAAAGAAAAAUAUCGCGGCGGUCUUCGCUCUAAAGAAUCAGGUGGAUCUAGUUACAUGUCAGAAGCAGAUCGUGCACGCGAGAGAUUAGAGUUCGAAGCUGCAGCUGUGGCAAUAGAGAAAGGAAAGUGGGGAAAUGAAAUUACUCCCAGUCAGCAACUUGUGAACUUAUCAGGGACUACAGGACUGCAGUUUACUUCUGCUGGUACAGAGUCUCUGCAGCAAGCUGGUGUUACCAAAGCUGAAGAAGAACUGAUAACAAAGAAACUGUAUCCAAGAAGAGAGGAGUUUCAGUGGCGGCCUGCAUCCCUUCUGUGCAAGCGCUUUGAUUUGAUUGAUCCUUAUGUGGGCAAGCCACCUCUGGCGCCAAGGACAAGGAGUAAGAUGGAUUCUCUCAUUUUCAUGCCAGAUUUACUUAAUGCUGAUAAGCCAGAGGAAGAUGCUAGAGUAGCUCCAUCCCAGUCUGAAAAUGAAUAUAACAACAAAGAAGCAGCCCUCAGAGGGGAUGAGGUUGAAGUAGAAGUUGAAAAUGUGGAGAGACCAGUCGAUCUUUACAAGGCUAUAUUUUCCGAUGAUUCAGAUGAUGAGAAUGAGGAUUCUGGUCUCCACAAAGUUGAGCAUCAACCGAAGAACGCAGAAGCUGCUAAUACGACUCUAAGCCGUUUGAUAGCAGGAGACUUUUUGGAAUCGCUGGGCAAAGAGUUGGGCCUAGAGGUUCCUCCUGAACGUUCACAGUCGGAGCAUAAUUUCAAGGGAAAGGAAGUCACCAAUAUAAGCACUAAAGAUACUAACAGUAGCAUCUUAUCAGUAGAUAGGAAGCUGUUCAUGCCUUCUAGUGCCAGUGCCGAUGGAUCCAAAACUGAGGUUCGUAAAGACAAUUUGUAUCCUUUGGAGGUCAGUCAUGAUGAUGCAUCUCGCGAGGCCAUUGGAAACAGCACACAAGGAAGUGGCAGCCAAAAAAGGGGGAUUGGAUUGUUUGAAAAUGUUUUCGUGAAAAGUAGAGUUGACGUUUCUCAAGAAAGAAAGGAAAGCACUUUCACAGGCCAGCAAGAUCAGAGCAGUGCUUCAUCAGACGAUGAAAGAGGCAGAAGAGGCUCUAAAAGUCGUCGCCGGAAAAGUAGAUAUUCGGAAGGGGAGACGACAGAUUCAUCUGAUGGUUAUGAAGAUCGACAUCGUUCGAGGUCCAGAGGGCGAAAGAAUGAUUCUUCUAGGGAAAAGAGUAGCAGCAGAAAACACUCCAAGCAUCACAAGCAUAAAAGUCGGAGAUCUCCUAGCAGUUCUCGUCACCGGUCCAAAAAACAUCACUCAGAAUCCAAGCGAGAAAAGCGAAAGUGAAAAGACUAAUAAAGAGGCUUUUCUUUUGUCAAGCUUGGACAGCAAAGUUGGAAUAUCCAUUUUACAGUUUUAAUGUAUUUUGAUAUAAUUUACUUCUAUUGUUCUAGCUUGGAAUUCACAUCAGAAAAAAUGUUCCGUCACCCAAGGUAUGCAAAGAUGGCCAUACCCUUGUUUUAUCUAGGCCUUGCUAUGGCACAAUGUUUGCAAGUGGCAAAUCUAUUCUAGAGAAUUCUUCAGGCACUUGGUACGUCCAUGGUCCCUGGAACUUCAUGUGUUUGCCUGUGGUGCUGUUUAACGGUAGCUUCUGAAAAUUUUCUUAUAUUGCAAGCCAAUAUAUUACGAGAAAAGUGCCUAAAUACUUGGUUUUUGAACUUGUGAUGAGGAUAAUGUUGUAUUGAGGUGAGGAAUAAGGAUCUCAACAAUUGUUUCAAAAGUUGGAGUCAUAUAGUAGAAAGUCAUAUGGAUGACACUGCAGGGGUAAUUAUUCGUUAUUCCCUAUUGUGCUAGUGGUAUUAAAUUUUUUACUCUUAAUCAAUAAUCAGCCCCCGGCUAUACCUCUCA